Molecule: messenger RNA, 783 nt
Organism: Closterium sp. NIES-67
Lineage: Eukaryota; Viridiplantae; Streptophyta; Zygnematophyceae; Desmidiales; Closteriaceae
Source: the annotation of a GenBank genome assembly
CCACAGAAAACGGACAAGAGAGAACGCCAGAGGGAUAUAGUGCGUUAGUUGCAGCAGGGAUAAAGCCGAAUCAGAGCAGCACGAAACGGACUGCAGACGCGGUAUGCGGCGGACGCCUACUCGCCCCCCCUCUAGCAAAGAUCCGUCACUUACCAGGCCCCUUAGUGGGAUGAAGACACAAACCGAUGCGAACCGAUUGCAACCGAAGCCAAUAAAGGCGCUGCGUCCGACUCCCCGUGUGUGCUGGAAAACGAGGGCUCCGGAGCUCAACCGGGCAGAGGCGGCAUGCGCACACACGCACCGAGCCACGGGCAGAGAGGGAGAAGCACCGAGAGGGAAGCAGAAGCAAAGCGGAGAGAGAGGGUAUGUUAGUCGCAGUAGAAAAAACAGCCGACUCGAAGCAGCACGAAACGGACUGCAGACGCUCGAUGCGCGGACGCCUACUCGCCCCCCCUCUAGCUUAGACGCGCCACUGCUGCAGCACGGCUAUAACAACCGAUGACUCGUCCGAAGCAGCAGCAUUCCGAGCUCGCGGAGUCGGCGAGUUGCGCGAGAGAGACGUUGGAACGUGACAUGCGACGGAGUGAACUAAUGGAGGCGGAGAGCACGGCUAUUGGGGAGGCGGAGUGCACGGCUACUGGGGAGCCGGAGAUGGAGCAGCAGCAGCGCUUGAGAUGCACGGAGAUGGUGAAAAGUGAGAGGCUAGGCGCUAGAAUGUGGGGAGAGCAGUCGGAAAUGUGGGAUAGCGGUGGGUAACUGUGGUUCACUCGAACCUCUGCUUCG